AUGGCAAUCAGACUCCGGUGUGAUGAUAGGACAGUAUUCAUAAUUUCAGCCUAUGCCCCACAACUGGGCUGUAAUAGUGAGGCAAAGAGUGCAUUCCUACAGCAGUGGCAGGACCUACUGGAUAAACCAGGACAACAGCGCCGUGUGGAAAUGUUGAGGAUAAUUUUACGACGUUUCAGGCGAAGAUUAUCUGAAGAUUUACUGGAGAGAUUGGCUGAUGAGUGCAGUGGUUUUAGUGGUGCAGAGAUUAAACUCCUACAUGCCAAAGCUAUUUUAUGUGCUCGCCAACGCUGUGAUAGUGAGAGGUCUGAGACAGAACUUUCAACAGCUAAGAUAAAAAGAAAAGUAACAGAAGAAGACUUAUUCAUGGCUAUAAAACGUUUAGUGCCUGACUGUGAAGAAAACCGAAACUUAUACUCAAAACCACUAUCUUCUGUCAUCAAGCCACUUUUAGAAAAGACAUUUGCCAAGGCAUUAAAAGCACUAAUGCAGUUAUUCCCAUCUACAAAAGAUAAACCUGUAGAGGAAGAAAAUAUAGGUAAGAACAUAAUGUAUAUCUGGUGA
Messenger RNA from Protopterus annectens (West African lungfish), 564 nucleotides. RefSeq names its product ATPase family AAA domain-containing protein 2-like. Gene Ontology annotation, cellular component: nucleus. The transcript is spliced from 3 exons. The coding region runs from base 1 to 564 and encodes 187 amino acids. Gene Ontology annotation, molecular function: chromatin binding; ATP hydrolysis activity; histone binding. Lineage: Eukaryota; Metazoa; Chordata; Ceratodontiformes; Protopteridae. The record is from RefSeq and is a predicted model, not a curated record. Gene Ontology annotation, biological process: positive regulation of transcription by RNA polymerase II.